UGAAUACAAAUUGACAAAUGCAUGCAGCAGCAGUCUCUGUCUCUCCUUCCUUACUUUUCCUUGCUGUUGCUCUCCUAUGGGCUGUAGCUAUGCAGUCCUCUAGACACAGCAUGACAGGAGCUCUGCUACCCUGAGAGCAGGUACAGAUGCAGCUUUAGUGCUUGCUGUCUGCCUCACGUUUGUAACACCCUUCCGGUCAUUCGUUCCAGGGGAGGAAUGACACCAGCAUUUCUGAGCUGUUCUUCUGUUUUCUCCCAGAACACUCUGGGAAAGCAGACUUCGUGAUCUCCAUGCUAACUACCAGCCUGCCUACUGCCAGUUCUCCCUACUUCUGCCAGUGAUGACAUUCAGCUUGCUCCUCCACACAGGAGACAGCACUGAUUCCUCAUUAUGUAAGGCAGUCUAGGUCAAGUGUAGGAGAGACACUGCUGGCCCCAGCAAGCUCCUGGAUUGCUCCCUCAGCUUCAUGCUUCAUGGGUUCUGGAAGCUGGAUCCUGAUCUUUGCUACAUCUUCUUGGUAUUUUCCUAUGCAGAAGAAUAAAUGGUAAUUAAAAUGUGCAGGAUGAAAAGAUGGAGCAGCCAGUGCUUGUACCACCAGGACCAGACAGCUUCCAAUACUUCACUAGGGAGUCUCUUGCAGCUAUUGAACAACGCAUUGCUGCAGAAAAAGCUAAGAAUUCUAAACAAGAUCGUAAAGACAAUGAUGAUGAAAAUGGGCCAAAGCCAAACAGUGAUUUGGAGGCAGGAAAAACACUUCCAUUUAUAUACGGCGACAUACCUCCAGGAAUGGUAUCUGAGCCCUUGGAAGACAUGGACCCAUAUUACAUCAAUAAAAAAACCUUUAUAGUAUUGAAUAAAGGGAAGGCAAUCUUCCGAUUCAGUGCCACCUCUGCCCUGUACAUUUUAACUCCCUUCAAUCCUCUUAGAAAAAUAGCUAUUAAAAUUUUGGUACACUCAUAUCCUUUGUCAAUGUUUGUUCAAAAUGUUACACACUGA
Apus apus (common swift) is the source of this 996-nucleotide messenger RNA. Its product is annotated as sodium channel protein type 1 subunit alpha-like. The record is from RefSeq and is a predicted model, not a curated record. Gene Ontology annotation, biological process: membrane depolarization during action potential; neuronal action potential; sodium ion transmembrane transport. NCBI's taxonomy places the organism in Eukaryota, Metazoa, Chordata, Aves, Apodiformes, Apodidae. The coding region runs from base 571 to 996 and encodes 141 amino acids. The transcript is spliced from 3 exons. Gene Ontology annotation, molecular function: voltage-gated sodium channel activity. Gene Ontology annotation, cellular component: voltage-gated sodium channel complex; axon; plasma membrane.